This is a messenger RNA of Blastocystis hominis, 1710 nucleotides long. RefSeq lists its product as hypothetical. The coding region runs from base 1 to 1710 and encodes 569 amino acids. Lineage: Eukaryota; Bigyra; Opalinata; Blastocystidae. The transcript has 8 exons. The record is from RefSeq and is a predicted model, not a curated record.
AUGGCUACGGAAUAUGAAAUCAUUCAACAGGAAAAUGAGCUACUCCACAGGCAGAUGGAAUCGAUAAAAGAGGAGCGAGAUGAAGCAAUCACAAAGCUCGAAAAGAUGAAAGAAUCAUUAUCUGCAGCGGAUGAACGAAAUAUGAAUACUGAGCGAGAGUUGGAAGAAGCUCUGAGUGAAAACAUACGACUUUAUGAAAUGGUGAAAUCUGCACAGCCCGAGAAGUCAGAGAACGCAGUGCUCAUCGGCCUGCAAUCUGAAAACCAAAAACUCAAAGGCGUGAUCGUGCGUUUGUAUAACACCUAUACCGAGGAGAAGCAGAAGUUGGUAUCGCAGUUGGACGAAUUAAAAACAUCGCUUCGCACCUUUCGAAACGAGGAGCGAUCCGAGUGCAGUCAGCUCUGUGCGACCUAUCUCAUGGAAAUCUCCAACCUGCGUGAUCAACUCACCGCAUCGCAAGAAGCGGCUUCGCGGAUUUUCGUGGACUCCGCAGAGCUCUCCUCGCUCCGCCAAGAGAACGACGCCAAUCGCACGCUGCUCCAGCUUGACCGCGAUCUCCUCGAAGAGUACGACGCGCUGGUUACCGAAAGCGAUUCCCAGCUCACAGCCAACGAGAAGACCAUCCAGGACCUCGCUCUCGCGCUGCGGCGAGCCCAGGAGGAACGCCAAGUCCUGGAGGACGAGCUGCAGACCUGCCGGCGCCGCCUUCGGAUGUUCGAAAGCGCGAGCGACGCGGGGGAAUCGGCGAUGAGCACGCUGCAGCGGUUGGAGGGGCUGCGCGCGGAGAACGAGGCGAACGGAAGGGAGAUCGAUCGGCUGCGCGGGGAGAACGCGCUGCUGCGAAUCGAAAGCUCGCAAUGGGAGGUGAGUUUUUCCCGCGUGGAGUCGGCAUUGCCGAGCUUCGUGUCGAGCUUCACGAAGCAUCUCUCGGAUUUGUCCGCUCUGGAGGAACUGGCGGCGAUUUCUUCGCGUCUCGUGACCGGGUUUUUGGAUCGUCUGGCGCCGUUCUCGCUCCCUCUCUACUCCUCCUUCUCUCGCUGCCUUCUCUACCUCACACAGAUCGCCGACUCUGCCUCGCAGUGCUGUCUCCUCGCGCGGAAUCCUUUCCUCACCCACGCCACCUACCUCCAACUCGUCGCCGAUCUCCGUCCGCCCGUCGACCGCCUCCUCGCCUUCCUCCGCGACCUCGCCUUCUGGAGCUUCCAGUACGGCGCCGCGCCCUCCGGAUCGCCCUGGGAGCUCGGCAAGGACGUGCUCAGCGCCGCCGUCGUGCUGCAGAAGUUCCUCGCCUCGGAAGGAAGCCAGGGCGACGCGAUCUGGCGGCGGAACGUCGGGGUUCGCCGGUCCAUCGGGCAGGUUCGCGAGGUCCGGAUGCAGCUCCGCUUGGUGGCCGCGCUGCUGGCCGCGCAGCGGCGACAGGCCGGCGAGGCGCGGGAGCUGGAGCCCGCGGUGCGCGGGCGCGUGGUGGAAGCGCUGGAGGAGGUGCAGAGCGGCGUGAAGGGCGCGAUGGGCGCGGCGGAGCAGCUGGACGGGAAGCUGGGCGCGCUGCGCGAGGCGAUGGAGCGCGAUGGGAUGGCGGGGAUCCCCGCGAUGUGCGUGGAGGGGGACACGGCGCCGACGGCGUCGCCGCAUCUGAGCUGUCUGGACAACAGCGCGCUGUGGAGCGCGGUGGCGGCGUUGAAGGGUGGGGCAGCGAGAGAGAGAGGAUAG